UUCCCGGGGGGCGCCAAAUUGCCGAGAGCUGGCGCUGCGGCCGCGGACAUGCUGCCGGCCGGCUGCUCCCAGCGCCUGGUGGCCGAGCUACAGGGCGCCCUGGACGCUUGCGCAGAGAGACAGAAGCAGCAGGAGCGGAGCCUCGGAGUCUGCCGGCGGCUGCUGCAGGCCUGGGAACCAGCGAGGACCUGGGCUCCAGAUCCACCUCCGGGGCCAGAAACUACCGAAGAGGACCUGACCCCAGCGCGCACCCCCAGCCCCCAGGACCUCAAGGAGCUGGAGCUCUUGACGCAGGCGCUGGAGAAGGCUGCACGCGUGCGAAGAAGUGUCUGCAGGGCCGGAGGAAGAGGCGAGGCCGCCGGCCUGACGCCCGGCUCUGCUGCCGCCUCCGCUGGCACCGCGGCGCCAGGGUCCGGCCAAGGUGGCCCAGGGCCCGCCAAGGGCAUCCGCCAGGCCAGGACGCCUGCCACGGACCACCCGGAGCUCAGGCCUCUGCCAGGCAGGGACAGGGCCGGUGUGGGGACAAGAGCCCGAGCCACCGAGCCUGGACGCAGCCUCAGAGACCAGCGAGUGGCCCCAUCGCCUGCCCCUCAGGCCCCGGGAGCCUUCACGCUGAAGGAGCAGGGGAGGCUGCUGCGGCUGCCCGCGGCCCUCAGGAAGGCGGCGUCCCAGAACCAGCGCCUGUGGGCCCAGCUCGAGUCUGCACAGACCAGGGACCCCGCAGAUGCCGCCGCCGCUGCCAGAGCCCGGUUCCUGCAGAAAAUGCAGACAGCUUCCAGCUGGCCCAGCCCCAGGCCCAGUGGCGCGGAGGUGGAGGCGGAGGGCCGGCGCCUGCGGAGGGCCUGCGCGCUGAUGAGACUGCACAUGUGGGAGGCGCUCUCGGCAGCCCGCUCUGACUGGACGCAGGAGUACCACUGCCUGCUCACCCUGGAGGGACUGCAGGCCAUGGUGGGGCGCUGUCUGCAGAGGCUGCAGGAGCUGCCGGCAGACAGAGUGACAGAGGAACAAUGCCCGCAACACCCGAGACUUGGCCAGGCUGGAGCUGGGAGCCAGGAACUGCAGCCGGGUCUCUCACUGGUGGAACAGCCUCCAGGGCCGUGUCUCGCGGGAUGGCGCCCCCAGCCCUCGUCGCCCUGUGGGGGCAGAGCAGGCCCCACCUGGAGCCCCCGGCUGCUUUGCUACUCCAGCCCCCAGGAGCUGCAGACCCUGGCCGCCCUCAGGCUGCGGGUGGCCAUGCUGCACCAGCAGAUCCACUUGCAAAAGGUCCUGAUGGCCGAGCUGCUGCCGGUGCUGAGCACCCAGGAAGCACGCGGGCCGCCCUGCCUGGCUCUGUGCCGCGCGGUGCACAGCCUGCUCUGUGAGGGCGGCGAGCACUUCUUCAGCAUCCUACGGGACGACAUGGCUGACUGAGGCCGGCGCCCGGUGCCCAGAGCCGCUGGAGCCCGCCGGGCGGCGCUCCACGGGUGGGCCAGUGAGCGGUGGCCUCCUCACAAACCCGUGGUCAGGGCUCCUCGCCGGGGCCUUGGGAGCCUUUCCGGGCCACCUGGGUUUGCUCCCACUGGAGACCUGAGAGCUGCCUGUGUGACAUUAAAGCCACUGCAGAGUGCGGGCGUGUGAAUCCCGCUGCGCCCAGA
This is a messenger RNA of Oryctolagus cuniculus (rabbit), 1634 nucleotides long. Lineage: Eukaryota; Metazoa; Chordata; Mammalia; Lagomorpha; Leporidae. The record is from RefSeq and is a predicted model, not a curated record.